AUGGUUUGUUUUUCCGGUUUUCUCUGGUUCUUCCAGUCUGGAACUCCGAGGCCUCGGGUGGCCUUUGCUGACCUUGAAGGGCAAGGUGACAAAGGCUUGGAACAGGACUUGAAAAUCGCUACCCCUUUGCUGAUUGUCUCCAAGGCGCGCUGGACACUUCUUCACAGCAUUCGUUCGACGGAACGCAUUUUGACCUAUAGGUCCCUGCAGCUUCUGAUGAUGGCUGGCAACUGCAUUGCUGAGCGAAAGGCACAAGUUGGGAAACGUUGGGCACAGGCAUCAUCUGGGCGGCUUGACUUGCAAGAUCGGCGAGGGCUCUUCGGCUGCUUGCACAUCGUGCUUCGCGACUGUGCCCACGAUGAGGUCGAAUGCCGCAGCAUUAUCUUUGACCAUGAGGAUGAAGUGAAUGCUGAGACCGACCAACAUGCCAAGGCAAUGCAAAAGCGGAAUGAGAUCCGGAAAUCGAUCGAGAUCUCCUUUGAGGAUGUGGCUCCAGAUGACUACACAAAAGCCAACAAGGAGGGUUUCGCAGACAAGAUUGAUGACAUCCGCAUGCUGACUGGCAGUGUCAUUGCUGCUUUGAUGCCCGAGCUGGCAGAGGCCAUGAGGAGCAACGAGCCUGCACUGAAUCCUCCAAGUCUUGUGGAUCGUGUGGCAGCCAUGGAGGUGCAGAGAGCCAUGGAUGAGCUUGUUGAAAGAGCUGGCAAGGACGCCGCGGCGGGUGCAAGCUCCAGUGAGGAUUCCUCCUACUCCAAUGCCUCCGCCCACAAGUACAAGCAGAUGAUUCAGUCGGAGCAGAUGCAGCACGCGAGCUUGCCAUGUACGCUUCAAAUGAUGGAAAACAGUUUCGGCCUGGUCCAGUCUGACUCCAUGGACCUGCAAAAUGAUCCGCGAUUCUUUCAGGACAACGUGUUGAACAAAAGGUGCGGCAGCAUGCGGCAGCCAUGGGACCAUGGGAAGCGACGGUUUGAUCAUGGGGAGAUUCUUGGAGAACUACGUCUGACCGUCUAUGAAAAAUUUGCACAUAGAAUCCAUUAA
Messenger RNA from Cladocopium goreaui, 1038 nucleotides. The record is from the annotation of a GenBank genome assembly. Lineage: Eukaryota; Dinophyceae; Suessiales; Symbiodiniaceae.